UGUGGUUCCGCUGCCAUCCGAGAAUACGAAUGCAUGCUUGCGUCGAUCGUGGCUGCCACAUCGGCGGGGUCCGCCCGCACGAAGGAAUGCGUCGAGUUGACGCGUGACGCGUGACGCGUGACUCGUGUGAGUCACAUGACUCUCGUUCGCUGCACCUCUAUCGUCGCCAUCGCCGCGCACCGCAUUGCUGCCACCCCGCCAGGCGCGGAUGGGGUUGCUAUCGCUGGUGAAGCGGAAGCCCGCCGCAAAGAAGGAUGCCCCCGACUCCGCCGACGCGCACGCCGCUGGCCCCCCGGGUGCGGAGCAGCCGCCGCCAGUCGUGGCGGAUGCGGCGGCGGAGGGUCUGGUGCGCAAGGUGGGGAUGGCGGCGCGGGAGGCGGCGAAGGAGGCGGCGAAGGAAGCGGCGAAGGAAGCGGCAAAAGGAGCGGGGGAAGAGGCGGCGGGGGAGGCGUCGGGGGAGGCGGAGCACACGGUGCGGAUUCUGGGGAAAGCGUACGAGAGCGUGCAGGCGGCGUACAGCAUGGGGCGCGAGCUGGGGCGCGGGCAGUAUGGCGUGAUCCGCGCGUGCGUGGAGCGCGCGACGGGCGCCGCGUGGGCGUGCAAGAGCCUGAGCAAGGCGCGGCUGGCGGGCGCGCGCGAGGUGGAGGACGUGCGGCGGGAGGUGCGCGUGAUGCAGCAGCUGGCGGGGCACCCCGCUGUGGCGGCGCUGCACGCCACGUUCGAAGACGUGAAGGGCGUGCAUCUGAUAAUGGAGCUCUGCGAGGGCGGGGAGCUCUUUGACCGCAUCCGCCGCUGCAAGCAGUACCCCGAAGCAGACGCGGCGGCGGUGUGCCGCACGCUGCUGUCGGUGGUGGCGCACCUGCAGCGCCACGGGCUCAUGCACCGCGACCUCAAGCCCGAAAACAUCCUGCUCGUGUCGCCCGCCUCGCACACCCACGUCAAAGUCGUCGACUUCGGCCUCGCCAUCGCCGUCAAGCCAGGAGCGCGCCUGACGGCGAUGGCAGGCAGCAGCUACUACAUCGCGCCGGAGGUGCUGGCGUGCUGCUACGGCGUUGAGGCCGACAUGUGGAGCGUGGGUGUGGUGCUCUUCAUCCUGCUGGCGGGCGUGCCUCCCUUCUGGGCGGCCAGCGAGCCGGGCAUCUUCGCGGCCAUCAAGGAGGGGCGCAUCGACGUCUUCAGCGGCGUGUGGGCGGGGGUGUCGGCGGACGCCAAGGACCUCGUGCUGCGCCUGCUCACGCGCGACCCCGCCAAGCGCAUCACGCCCGACAAGGCGCUCGCGCACCACUGGUUCAAGUCCUUCCGCUCAGCCACCCCGACCUCUCCUCUUCCCUCCAAGGCCUCCGCCACACAUGCUCCCACGCAUGCCACGUCAGCUGCUGACCUGGCGGCUGUGGGCGUUUCAGGCGCGGGCAGGGCGAGCACGGGAGGGGCAGGCAGAGAGCGGGCGGUGGGCAGGGAGAGGGUCGGCGUGGGUAGCCGCAGCGGGCGAAUGAGAGUGGCGCCGAGCACGAGUGUGGAGGGCUCAGGGGGCAGCGCGGAGAGGGGGAGCAUGGCGAGGGAUGAGGGGCAGCGGUCGCCUCGAGGCAGCGCGCGGAGAGACGAGCGCAGAGAGGGUAGUACGCGUCUGGCGCGGUAUAAGUCGGAGGAUGUGGGGAGGAUGCUGAGGGGAGGAGGGGGUGGAAGGGAUGGGCUGGGAGGAACAAUGGAGGAGGUGUGGGAGGCGAUGCAGCGAGAGAAGAGGCGAGAGGCGGGGCAUGCAGGGAGAGAGGAGGAUAGAAGAUCACGCGACAGGGAGAGGUGGCGAGGGGAGGAGAGGGAUAGGAGCAGGGAUAGAGAUGGGGAUAGGGAGAGGGAGAGAGAUAGGGAUGGAGAUAGGGAUGGAGGUAGGGAUGGAGAUAGGGAUAGGGAGAGGAAUGGUGACUGGUAUUGGGAGAGGGAUAGGGACAGGGACAAAGAGAGGAAUAGAGAUAAAGAUCAGCAGAGGGAUAGGGGAAGGGACAGGAAAACGGAGAGAGAUGGGGACAGGGAUGGGGACAGGGAUAGGGACAGGGAGAGGGACAGGGAUAAAAAUAGGGACAGGGACUGGGACAGUGAUAGGGACAGGGAUAGCGAUAGGGAUAGAGUGAGAGAGGGGGAGAGAGAUGGAGACAGUUUUCGAGUACGGGAUAGUGAGAGGGCGCAGAGGAGAAGCUUGGACUUUGACUGUGAGCGGGAGCAGCAGCGGCGAGAGAGAGACAGGGUCAGGGACAGAGUGUGCGAGAGGGAUCGUGGCAGGGAUGGGGACAGCAGUCGGGAUAGGCACAGAGAGUGGGAGAGGGACAGGGAGAGGGACAAGGAUAGGGAUAGGGAGUGCGAGGCGAGGGGGGAAGGGGAGAGGGAACGGAAGAGGGCAAGUGCGAGCAGUGUGGACGAGGGAGGGCAUGGCAGGGGGCGCAGUGGAGGGGGGGUGGGAGAUGGCGAGAGGGACCACCUCUUGCGGCCAGUGGGCAGUGGCAGGGGGCGCGCGGCCGUCACUGCGGGCGGACUGGGAGGGGAGGGGCUGGGGGGUGGUGGUGGUGGUGGUGGUGGUGGUGGUGGUGGUGGUGGUGGUGGUGGUGGUGGUGGCAGAGGGUUGCAGCGGAUCAGGUCAGACGUGAGUGGCAUGCUGGCGGCCAUGGACCGGACCCACGCCCACCCCGACACCCACUCCCCUGCACCCCCCCUCCGCGCGCGCCGCUCCCCUCUCGCCAGCCCCGACACCUCCUCUGCUGCCUUCCCCCUUCCCCGCCCGCGCCCCUCGCGGCGCUCGCACUCACGGCUCUCCCACGACCUGGACGCCGAGGGGGAGGCGGGCACGGGCAUGGGCAGGGACGUGCGUGCACACGGCGAGGCUGACGCAGAGUGGGGCGGGGCGGGCAGGGGCGUGCCGCGCUCUAAAUCCACCGAGGUGCUGCGGGGGUUGAGGGCAGGGUGCGGAGGUGGGUUGCAAGGGGAGGACAGGGAGGACAGGGAGGGGCGGAGGAGGGUGCGGGGCGAGGAGGGGGAGGAGGGCGUGGAGGGGAGAGGAGAGGAGGAAGGUGGUAGUGUGAGUGGGAGGAGGAGGGGCCUCCAGAGGUCGCCCUCCCCUGAGCGGGCGUUGGAGGAGCGGAGAGAGGAGGUGGCGGGGCGAGGCAGGGGCAGCACCAGUGGCAGCAGCAGGGAGCAUGAGCCCAGCAGCACUCGCCCCUCCCACCCCCCCAGGCUGCCCCCGGCGGGCGACCAGCACCGGCGCUACCGCAGCACGGGGGACGUGUUCUCUGACCUGGGGGGCGCGGACGCCCAUGCGCCCCCCGCCUGCACGCCCCCCUUGGGCACCACGCCCCGCUCCCCCUCCCGCCCUCCUGACUUCCCCCCGCGCCCGGGGCUAGCUCAAGGCAGAGGCAAAAGUGGGAGGGAGGAGGAGGGUGGGAGUGAGAGUGGCGACUGGAGGGAUGGUGUGGGGCGAGCGAGUGAGCGUGCCAGGCACAGCAGGUGUGCAUCGGUGGGGGUGGAAGGCAUGGGGCGCAGGGAAGGGGGCACGCAUGGGGAUGGGGAGGAGGGGAGCGAGGCUGAGGACGACAGGUGGGCUGGUGAUGGCUUGAGGGGUGUAGCAGCAGAGAUGGCAGCAAGUUCGCAUGGACGUGGUGGUGUGCGCCGAGGGGAAGUGGGUGCAGGGGGGAGGGAGCAGGUGAGCAGCGGUGCGAGUGGGGGGGGGCUGGUGCGCCACAGAUCGGUGAACGUGGCGUCGCUGCUGCACCGCCGUGCUGCCAGCGACCCCACAUCCCCUGUGGCGGCCGCCAAGCCGUGCACCUUGAAGGGACGCACUGAUACACCCAGGACCGCUAGCCCUGGCCGUGAUGGCAGCAAUGGCCUCGCGUGCCCAUCCCUGCAUGACGCUGCUGCCUCGCCCUCCACUGCCGCCUCUGCCGCUGCACCCCGUGCCCGCUCCCCGCUUCCACUGCCACCCUUCGGCCCCACCAGCACCACACCCGCACCGCCCACCGCACACGCCUCGGGGCGGCGUCUGUCCCCACUGCCCCUCCACCAGUCCACCAACGUGGCGCGCCUGCUGCUUGACUCCCACUCGCCCGAAUUGCUCUCCCCCACUCGCCACUCCCCCACGCAUGCCCGCACUGCCGCCACACCGGCCUGUGCACUUGCCGCGCUGCCCCCCCAGCGUGCGCGGCGCAGCAGCGUGGACCUGGACGACCUCGUCCGCCACGGCCGUGCGCGCUGCCCGCCCGACGCACAGCGCUCCGCGUCCGCCGUGGGUGGGCACGGGCGGGGAGGGGAGGACGGUGACAGCUGUGGCGGCAGCAGCCCGGGAGGGGGCAGCGGCAGUGGUGGCGGGAGUGGGCGCGGCAUGCGAGGCAGCAGGGGAAGAGCGGUGCAAGGAGCAGAGGGAGCAGAGGGGGGCCAGCGACACAGGCGGAGCUUCAGCCAGGCUCAGAGUGCCACAGGCAGUGCAGGGGGAAGGGGAGGGGCGGUGGCAGGGCAGGGGCACAUGCGCAGCAGCAGCAGCAGCCACCUGAUGCCGCCCUUGCAUGGCAGCAGAGGCACGGCAGGCAGGGCGGAGGACAGAGAGGGCUCCCCGCUGAGCCGAGGGGGCAGGGGGGAGCGCAGUGGGCGGGGGGAGGAGGGUGCAGAGCUGUAUGGGGGGGAUGAGGAGUGGGGCAGGGGGCACGCGGCGAGAGGACAGGGCCUGAGGCCCGUUGAGUCGGUGGGUGGGGGGAGCGCGAGCAAGGGAGGUGGAGGCAGGCUGACACGGUAUCGAUCAGCAGAUGUGGCCUCCCUUCUCCCCUGACCCUCCCUCCCCUCGCUCUCUCUCGUGCUGUGCCACUCUGAUGCAUCGCUGCCCACUGCCUCUCGUCAGAAGCAGUCUGCUCAACAAAUUGCACCUCCAAACCAAGGCCUAUUUUAUCAGAGCAAUUUACUCUUUCUCUGAAAAUCUGAGUCGUUCUUUUAAACUACUCUAAGAGCCCUGAGUAAAAAAAAUGAACCUAUUUUUUACUCUGAUUUUAUCCGAGUAAACCUUUGUACCACUCUGAUGGUCCGUGUAUAGGGGGCACCGUAUUGUUAAAAUUAUAUAAGUUAUAAUUUUAUAUAGGCUUGGUAGGUUGCUACUGAACCUUUCUGUAGGGGGUACAAACCCCUCCUUGUACUCCCUUCUCGUCCUAAUCCAACC
Molecule: messenger RNA, 5182 nt
Organism: Closterium sp. NIES-67
Lineage: Eukaryota; Viridiplantae; Streptophyta; Zygnematophyceae; Desmidiales; Closteriaceae
Source: the annotation of a GenBank genome assembly